Doryrhamphus excisus (bluestripe pipefish) is the source of this 1778-nucleotide messenger RNA. RefSeq names its product beta-carotene oxygenase 1, like (gene bco1l). The record is from RefSeq and is a predicted model, not a curated record. NCBI's taxonomy places the organism in Eukaryota, Metazoa, Chordata, Actinopteri, Syngnathiformes, Syngnathidae. Gene Ontology annotation, biological process: carotene catabolic process; retinal metabolic process. Gene Ontology annotation, molecular function: carotenoid dioxygenase activity; beta-carotene 15,15'-dioxygenase activity.
CACUCGGGGAAAGCAAACCAACAAACCAGUCCAUCUGAGCUGUGAAAUGCAAUCGAUAUUCCGCCAGAACGGGAAGGAAACGCCGGAGCCGGUGAAAGCUGAAGUGAAAGGCCGUGUGCCGUCAUGGCUGCAGGGCACGCUGCUCCGGAACGGGCCCGGUCUAUUUUCCGUGGGCGACACGGAGUACAACCAUUGGUUUGAUGGAAUGUCACUCAUCCACAGCUUCACCUUCAAGGACGGUGAGGUGUUCUACAGAAGUCAGUUCUUAAAGAGCCACACGUACAAGAAAAACAUCAAGGCCGACCGGAUUGUCGUCUCCGAGUUUGGCACCAUGAUCUAUCCUGACCCCUGCAAAAACAUCUUCUCCCGAGCAUUAACUCAUCUCUGCAACAUCUUCCCCAACUUCACCGACAACAACCUGAUAAACAUCAUCCGCUACGGCCAGGACUACUACGCUUCUUCGGAAAUCAACUACAUGAACCAGAUCGACCCUUUGACCUUGGAAACCGUCGGCAGGAUCAACUACAGGAACCAUAUCGCCAUCAACUUGGCCACGGCGCACCCCCACUACGACGACGACGGCAACACGUACAACAUGGGCACGGCCAUCGUGGGGCUCGGCCCCCCCAAGUAUGUGGUCUUCAAAGUCCCGGCUGAUGCUUCAGAUCCCCAGCAGAAGACGCCAGCCCUUCAGAAGGUCCAACAGAUUGCCUCGCUUCCUUUUCGCUCCACGCUGUUCCCGAGCUACUUCCACAGCUUUGGCAUGACCGAGAACUUCAUCGUGUUCGUGGAGCAACCCUUCAAACUGGACGUGGUCAAACUGGCCACUGCCUACCUCCGGGGCGUGAACUGGGGGAGCUGUCUGAAGUUUGACAAGGAUGACAAGACCUGGUUUCACCUGAUCCAUCGCAAGACCGGGAAAAGAGUUUUGACUCAAUUCUAUGGCGACGCCCUGGUGGUCUUCCAUCACAUUAACGCCUACGAGUCCGACGGCCAUGUGGUCUUCGAUCUAAUCACGUAUGCAGACAGCAAUCUGUACGACAUGUUCUACAUGAAGAACCUGAGACUGGAUACCAGCAGCUUCAUCGAGUCCAACGCCAACUCGUCACCGCCUCGCUGCCAGAGGUUCGUCCUCCCGCUGAACGUCAGCAAGGAUACACCAACAGGAUCCAACUUGGUGACUCUGGGGGACACGACCGCCAAGGCGAUAAUGGAGGACAAUGGCGCAAUCUACUGUGAGCCGGACUCCAUGUUGGAAGGUCUAGAGCUCCCAAACAUCAACUACAAGUUCAACGCAAAGAUGUACCGGUACUUCUACGGGUCCAAAGUGGACUGGUCACCGCAACCCAAUAAGGUCAGGGCGACGGACGCAAGGACACACAAGUGGCGUCACACAACACAAGUACACACGUUUCACCCGCAGAUCAUCAAGUUUGACACGCUGACCAGGACGCACAUCGAGUGGCAACAAGACAACUGCUACCCGUCGGAACCCGUAUUUGUGGCGUCGCCGGGAGCUGUCGACGAAGACGAUGGCAUCAUCUUGUCAUCAGUCAUCUCUCUGGACUCAAACAUCUCACCAUUCAUGCUGGUGCUCAAUGCCAAGACCCUUGUGGAGCUAGCCAGGGCCGCCAUCCCGGUCAGCGUUCACUUGGAUCUUCACGGACAUUACAUCCCCACCGCCAACUGAACGCCAGACGCGGAUUUGGCCAUUUGACAAGAACAUCCGUGAUGCCAUGACCACUUCCAAUUGAUGCCAUCAAACCAAAUCAGUAGAA